AAGAGGAGGAGGGGGUUGGAGUAGGGAGAGUUGGGAUCGGAUUGAAAACAGAUCAGCCCGAGGAUCUCGUCGCCGCAUGUCUGGAACCGCUGUCGAUUGAAACGCAGCCGCCUAGUUUAACUUCUGAAACACCUCGACGCCAAAGCACUUGGAAAGGGAGGGUGAACGAUCACAGUAGUUUGGCUCUAACGGUACUGAAAAAGUUGGGUCCCGUGGAGAAGAUGGAUUGUAAAGACGUGCGUAAAGACGCUUACUGAACGCGCACGGGGUGCCGUGCAGUGCACGCAUCGUGUGUAACAGCCUCCACUUUGGAAACUUUUUGCAACAAAAAAGUUCUCUGGAGUUUCGCGCAAUGUCUGAAGUGGCUAAUUUUUGCGUUUUGCGUUCCCCGUUGAUCCAUGUGUGAUCACUGUGCACGGUGAGCGACGCAAGCAAAGCUUUUUUUGUUCUCCUCUUCAGACACAGUGAUUGGAAGACCGUCGUUGGAGAAGAAUUGAAAAGUAAACGAAGACUUCAUCCAGAAGAUCAGAAGAUGGAGACCUCAGCUCCAACGGCCACAGAGAAGAAGGAGUGCAAGGGCUCCGGUCUCGAUGGAAGCAGCUUCUCAGAGCUCCCCAAGAAACCUUCUCCCACCACCCUCACAAGAGGUGGUCACCCGCUCUUCCCCACGUUUCACACGCCCAUCCCGAUCGACGUGCGCCACCAUGAGGGGAGGUACCAUUAUGAGCCACAUCCCCUCCACGCCCUACACGGACCCCAUGGACUGACCGGUAGCCCGGUGGUCUCGGACAUCUCCCUGAUCCGCCUGUCCCCCCACGUGUCCGUAGGGGACUCUCACUUCGCCCCGCCCCACCCCUACGUCAGUCCCCACAUGGAGCACUAUCUGCGCUCUAUCCACAGCAGCCCCACCCUCUCCAUGAUCUCUGCAGCCAGAGGACUCAGCCCUGCCGAAGUGACCCACGAACACCUGAAGGAGCGUGCACUCUUCGGACUGCCGCCCCCACCAGGCGCCAACCCGGCCGACUACUACCACCUGAUGGCGAGCGCCAGCCAGCGGACCCCCUACGGGGACCUGCUCCUGCAGAGCGGGGCCGCCGCGGCUGCAGCGGCGGCGGCGGCGGCAGCGGCUCACCUGCCCGACUACACCCCUGUGGACAUGUCCAGGUUCUCCAGCCCCAGACUGACCCCGCGGCUGAACAGGAAGCGAGCGCUGUCCAUCUCGCCGCUAUCGGACGCCAGCAUCGACCUCCAGACCAUGAUCCGUACGUCGCCCAACUCCCUGGUGGCCUACAUCAACAACUCCCGCUCCAGCUCGGCCGCCAGCAGCUCCUACGGACACCUCUCCGUCGGCGGGAUCAGCCCGUCCUACAGCUUCCCCCACCCCAUCAACCCGAUGGCCUACCAGCAGCUGCUCAACCAGCAGAGGGGCUUGAGUGCCUUCGGCCACACGCCUCCUCUGCUCCACCCCUCACCCACCUCUUUCCCUGGCCGCCAGCACCCUCUGGCCACCUCCGCCCUCGCCCUCUCCCACAAUGUCUCCGCUCUGGCUGAGUCGCACCAGAACGCGGGAAGUGACCCCGCAGUUAGCAGCACUGUCAACCCCAUGAUCACCAAGAGGUCGAAGGUCAAGACAGAAGCAGAGGGAUCCCUGCCUAUAUCUCCGUCAUCUCAGGAGGCGUGUGGAGGGAUCCUGGACCUGAACGAGGAGCUGGAUAAAGACGAGAGCAAACAGGAGCCAGAGGCCGUAUAUGAGACCAACUGCCACUGGGAAGGGUGCGCCCAGGAGUACGACACACAGGAUCAACUAGUGCACCACAUCAACAACGACCACAUCCACGGAGAGAAGAAGGAAUUUGUGUGUCGCUGGGACGAGUGUUCGCGCGAACAGAAGCCCUUCAAGGCCCAGUACAUGCUGGUGGUCCACAUGCGCAGACACACCGGGGAGAAGCCGCACAAGUGCACGUUUGAGGGAUGUGCCAAGGCCUACUCUCGUCUGGAGAACCUCAAAACCCAUCUCAGGUCCCACACCGGGGAGAAGCCAUAUGUGUGUGAGCACGAGAGCUGCAACAAGGCCUUCUCCAACGCCUCGGACCGGGCCAAGCACCAGAACCGAACACACUCUAAUGAGAAACCAUACGUGUGCAAGAUCUCCGGCUGCACCAAACGCUACACAGACCCCAGCUCACUCAGGAAGCAUGUGAAGACUGUCCAUGGACCAGAAGCCCACGUCACCAAGAAGCAGCGGGGAGAUGCACCACCCAGAACCCAGCCACCCAGGGGGGCCGGAGAGAAUGAGACAAACACCAAGUUUGGCGGCCGGGGCUUGGACGGCAGGGCCGAGGGCAACAACACCUCCAGAGGUGUUGAGGACUGUCUGCAGCUCAAGUCCAUUAAGAUGGAGAACUCCAUGACAUAUCAGUCCAGUCCUGGUGGCCACUCGUCGUGUAGCAGCGAGCCGUCGCCUCUCAGCAGUAACAACAACAACGACAGUGGGGUAGAGAUGGCCCUCCACAGCGGGGGCAGCUUCGGGGACCUGAGUGCGCUGGAGGACAGCCCCAUGGUGGAGUCCAGCGUCCCCGGCCUCGGCGGGCACCAGGCCGGGGUGGGGCUCCAGCUGAGGAAGGCCGGCGGCCUGGGAGGUGGGGUCCACUUUAAGUUAGAGAACAUCAAGAAGGAGAGGCUGAAGACUGUCCGGGACGAGUGCCCCUGGGCCAACUCAGCACCGCAGCCGCCGCAAGGUCACCGUAGCAACAGCACCAAGCUGCUGCCAAUGCAUGCCAUCGGUUCCUUGUUGGAGAGCUCCAAUCUAAACGGCUCCUACCCUGGCCAACGCAUCAUCGACCCAUCGUCAUGCGAGGUGACCAUGCUGAACCAGCUGAAUGAGCGACGCGACAGCACAACCAGCACCAUGAGCUCCGUCUACACUCUGAGCCGUCGCUCCUCGGGUAUCUCGCCAUGCUAUUCCAGCCGCCGCUCCAGCGAGGCCUCCCAGUUUGGCGGCAGCAGGCACAACAACAUCAGCUCAGCAGACUCCUACGACCCCAUCUCCACUGACAUGUCUCGGCGUUCCAGCGAGGCCAGCCAGUGUGGAGGAGGUGGUGUUAGUGGCGGUGGAGGAGGUCUGCCUAGCUUGCUCAGCCUGACCCCGGCACAGCACUACCAUCUCAAGGCCAAGUAUGCAGCUGCUGUUGGCGGCGCACCACCAACCCCACUACCUAACAUGGAACGGAUGAGCCUGAGGACACGCAUGGCGCUGUACGGGGAUCCACAGGAUGCCCCGCCUUACCAGUUCAACCACCCACCUGCAGGAACCGCCCCGCGGCGUCGCAGUGACUUCAGCCAUGGGUCCCAGAGCAUGAUGCCCCAUGAGGUGCCUAUGAGCCUUCCCCGACGUGCCAGUGAUCCCGUGCGCAGGCCAACCCUGGAACCCCUGUCUUUACCCAGAGGGCAACGCUACAACAGCAUGAACAGCAUGAACCCCAUGAACCCUCCCACCAUGCAGGAGCACUACCGAGGCCUGGGAUCGCAAGUCUAUACACGGUCCGACGGGAGCCUGCAACGUCACCCAUUCGCACCCAGGCCACCCAGUAUCUCUGAGAACGUGGCGAUGGAGAACAUGGCUGUAGACGGAAUGAUGGCGGUUGGAGAUCAGCCAGCAGAGGAUGAUAUUGUACUCCCCGAUGAUGUAGUGCAAUACCUUCGGUCACAGAACAGUGUUCCCUCAGGUCAGAAUGUUGGCCAGACCAAGGGCUAUCAGCCAAGCACAACCCAUCAGCAACAGACCUUCUAUGGGCAACGGAGAAUCGCCAUGGUGAGUGCCAACAUGCCCCUGACAGGACAGGAUUUCCAGUCCUGCCAGUUGAGUCCUGGAAGUUCCCAGCAGCCCUUCCAAACACCAUCAGACCGCAUGAGCAAGAACAAUAUGCCGGUGCAGUGGAACGAGGUGAGUUCUGGCACCAUGGAAACAUCAGCUAAGCUCAACAAACAGCCACAUCCUAUUAGGGGGAACCUAGUGGUCGUACAACAACGACCGAAUUUUGGUUCAUUCCAGGGACAUGGUCAAGGCCUUGGAAGCAACCAGCAGGUGAUGCCUAUGAGUCAGAAUAUGGCCAUUCAGGGUUAUACACAGCGCAACAACCAGAGGAUGAUCAACAGCUCAUUACAGCAGCACCAGAGGCAGUACAACAAUGUGAACUCGAAUGAGCAGAUGAGUCCCCAGCAAGGCUUUGGCCAAGAGGGGGCACCAAAUUCUGUACCUGGAAACGCCAGCAUGAGACCGCCAUUUAAUGGUAUGAUGGAUCAGAACAAUCCAGAAAUACUGGGGUUCAGAUCAUCAAGGACUCAGUUUGAGGUCUAUCCUCAUGGGAAUCUGGCUGAGCAGCAGCAGAACUUCCAUGGUAUUCACCAGCAACAAACAGGCCUUCAAAACGGAGGUAGGGGAAUGGUCCAGCCCAGGCCUCCAAUGGAACCUAAAUCCGUUGGCAGACAGCAUUCCGUAUCUGGUGCCGUCAUGCAAAGCCGGUUCCCCCAGUCCUCUGAAUUCAUUUCAAACAAUGCCAACAACACUUCCGAGGCAAGCCCAAAGAGGCCCAUCGUCAGCUCAUCUGUGAACCCCAACUCUACAAUCUGUUACACAGGCCAGAUCCACAUGUUCAAACCCAAUUCAGGCAAUUUUGACAUCCCAAUGUCUCCCUGUGCCAGUCAAGUUGCCAACACCACCAGUACUGCAGUUGCCAACAUGGCGUCUCCAGGAGUCAACCAGGUCACCAGCAGCACAGUAGAUUCAUCCACUGGUGGACAGGGUGCCACAGAGCAUGCCCAGAUCGACUUUGAUGCCAUGCUGGAUGAUGGGGAUCACUCAAGCCUCAUGUCGGGCACACUGAGCCCCGGGCUGCUGCAGCUUUCUCAGAGCUCUUCGCGCCUCACUACCCCACGCAACUCUGUAACUCUGGCCUCCGUACCGGCAGGCAUCAGCAACAUGGCAAUCGGGGACAUGACCUCAAUGCUCACCGCCUUGGCCGAAGAGAGCAAGUUCCUCAACAUGAUGAGCUGAGAGGGCUCAAGAAUGCUAGGCCUUCGAUGAAUUUCUUACAUAAAUUCAUCCACCUCUCAUUUUGACAUCAGCAAUAUCAUGAUAUUUCUUAAAAAAAGGCACUGAAUCAGCAAAGCAUAAGUUGUAACAUAAAUGAAAAAAAAGAACAAUCUGUAUCUCAUGCUUAUCCUAUAAUAUUUGCUUGCGAUGAUAGUAUUUGCAUUUUUGUUUUAAAUACACAGGGGGUUCUGAGAUUUUUAUAAUGCUGUUAUAAAGCCAUACUUUAAACAAUAAAUACUUUGAUAGACCAGAG
Messenger RNA from Gadus chalcogrammus (walleye pollock), 5345 nucleotides. RefSeq names its product GLI family zinc finger 2a (gene gli2a). The record is from RefSeq and is a predicted model, not a curated record. Gene Ontology annotation, biological process: regulation of transcription by RNA polymerase II; smoothened signaling pathway. NCBI's taxonomy places the organism in Eukaryota, Metazoa, Chordata, Actinopteri, Gadiformes, Gadidae. Gene Ontology annotation, molecular function: RNA polymerase II cis-regulatory region sequence-specific DNA binding; DNA-binding transcription factor activity, RNA polymerase II-specific. Gene Ontology annotation, cellular component: nucleus.